Stegastes partitus (bicolor damselfish) is the source of this 2545-nucleotide messenger RNA. Its product is annotated as alpha-1A adrenergic receptor. The transcript has 2 exons. NCBI's taxonomy places the organism in Eukaryota, Metazoa, Chordata, Actinopteri, Pomacentridae. Bases 366 to 1883 code for a protein of 505 amino acids. The record is from RefSeq and is a predicted model, not a curated record. Gene Ontology annotation, biological process: positive regulation of MAPK cascade; regulation of vasoconstriction; phospholipase C-activating G protein-coupled receptor signaling pathway. Gene Ontology annotation, molecular function: alpha1-adrenergic receptor activity. Gene Ontology annotation, cellular component: plasma membrane.
CGAGCAGUCGAGGCUCCCCGUGUUGCGCGUCAUGCGCACUUGAGAAGCUUGUGUGUAGGUAUGGUUGGUCAGUGUAUGGCAAAGCUGUGCGUGGAGGAGAGGAGGCAGGAGGUGACUGCUGCCCCCCUCACUUCUCCACUGAGCCUUCAGGAGAGUGGAGAGAGAGGGACUGCAUGGGGACUGUACGGCUGCACGAUGAACGCCUCUGUCUGGGCAAAAAACAUCAACUCCAACUUGCAAACUCGUAGUUCAGCCAUGCGGACAUAACCCCGUUUUGGGCAGUUCGUUUGUGUUUAGUUAAGCGCUUUCUUGAGUUGCGGUUACAAGUGAUCUGAAGCCUGCUAUGGAGGACUUGGUGAGUCAAAAUGAGUCUGAGCACUGACAAUGUCACAAACUUAUGGAAAAAUGGUUCCUCGGAACUCGACGGUGCGUCUUCCCAGGUCAACUUCACCAACAGCUCAGGGGGGAACCACACCGAGCCCAGCGAGCUGGACCUCACCCGAGCCAUCCCGCUCGGCUUGGUACUGGGGGCUUUCAUCGUUUUUGCCAUCGCCGGCAACAUCCUCGUUAUUCUCUCCGUGGUGUGCAACAGGCACCUGCGGACACCGACCAACUACUUCAUCAUCAACCUGGCCAUCGCCGACCUGCUGCUCAGCACCACGGUGCUGCCGGUGUCCGCCACUCUGGAGAUCCUAGACUACUGGGUGUUCGGCAGGAUCUUCUGUGACAUCUGGGCGGCGGUGGACGUGCUGUGCUGCACCGCGUCCAUCAUGAGCCUGUGCGUAAUAUCCAUCGACCGCUACAUCGGAGUGAGCCACCCGCUGCAGUACCCGGGGAUCGUGACGGAGAAGCGGGCUCUGCUGGCCAUGCUCGGGGUCUGGGUGCUGUCGGUGGUCAUCUCCAUCGGACCUCUGUUCGGGUGGAAGCAGCCGCCGUCGCCGGACGACACGGAGUGCCCCAUCACCGAGGAGCCGUUUUACGCGCUCUUCUCCUCCCUCGGUUCCUUCUACAUCCCGCUCGUCGUUAUUCUGGCCAUGUACUGCCGCGUGUACAUCGUCGCCAAACGGACCACUAAGAACCUGGAGGCAGGUGUGAUGCGUGAGAGGAUGAACUCCAGCGAGCUGACCCUCAGGAUCCACAAGGGCUCUCAGGUCAAUGAGGACUCCGGCAGUUCGGGCACUGGCAAGGGCCGAGCGCACCAGGCGAGAAGUUCCCUCACCGUGAAACUUCUGAAAUUCUCCCGGGAGAAGAAAGCGGCUAAAACUUUAGGAGUUGUAGUCGGCAUGUUUACCCUCUGCUGGCUGCCCUUCUUCCUCGCCUUACCCAUAGGGUCUUUUAAUGUGAACCUGCGCCCACCAGAUCUUCUCUUCAAGGUAAUCUUCUGGCUUGGCUACUUCAACAGCUGCCUGAACCCCAUCAUCUACCCCUGCUACAACCGUGAGUUCAAGCUGGCCUUCAUCCGCAUCCUAAAGUGCCAGUGUCACCAGCGUAAACGUCCCGGCUGGAGAGCCUACAACUACCGCUCCUCUAACUUCGGCUCCUCAGUGAACUCGCGCAAAAGCUCCACGGAUCACACUUCCAGCUGCUUGAACGGAAGCCAGCGCACCCUGCCGUCCUCGGCCAGUCCGAGCCCCAGCUACCUGACCAAGGGUCUGCCACCCUGUCCGGAGGGGGAGACGUUAUACAUCUGGGGAGCCACCACCCCGACUCCCUCCACACCAAACCUGCUGCCCGGCAGCCCUGCAGACUGCCAGCAGGUAGCACUGAGGGGAGGGAAAGCAGUUGAGGAGACCACUGGGGGAGUUUUUUCUUUCUCCUUCGGGAGGAAUAAAGACAAGGGAGGGGUCAACAAAGACAGCAUGGUGCCUGAUGACAAAGUGUGACUGCGGUGUCUUGCUAAGCUGUGACUUACUGGUUCAGGAUUACAGUCACAAACAUAGUGUGGACGCAGGAUUUCACAGGUCUCACUGUACAUGGUCCCAUGAUCAUUCGUCAGUCAGUGGACUCAUUGUCAGUCGUGCUCAGUGUGAGGUGAAGUAUGUUGACUAUGCUGCUGUAUCACGGAUAUUUUGUUCUACUUUACUGUAUCGGUGAUUGACAUAGACAGGAAGGUUUUCUUCCAAUGGACUGUAGUGGGUUUGAGACAGUUAAUCAAAAUCGCUGUUUGCCGCCUUCCUCGGACUGGAAAGAAACCUGUGCAUGCAUUUUGAUUUAAUUAAAGUCAAACGUGAAGGAAAAGGGCCUCAUUUCAAUCCCCAUCCAACACACUCUUUCCUUCACCCUUUUCAGUUAAAAAAAAAAUAAAAAACUUCACGUCCGCCUUGUAAAAAGCCUGAACGUGACAAAGGACCUCGUGUAAAAAAAAAAAAAAAGUGUGAUAUGACAAAUGAUCACCUUUCUGUUGCAGUCACUUGAUAUCUUCAUGGUAUAUUGUGAAAAUAAAGUAUAACCUGUUUUAUCUGCUGUGCGCACAAUCAUCAGAUAUCAUCUUGUUUGUAUGUUUGUAGAAAUGUGAUCGAGAAAUAAAAUUAGAACAUUGUUCAAA